AUGGCGGACUCACUGCAGCUAGUCAAGCGGGGUCCCUUCCGCUUUGUGCGGUCGCGGGCCCGCAAGGCCUGGCACCAGCUUAUUCUUAGCCGCCGGCUCCGCUGCCGGCCCGGGCCCUUUCGCUGGUGCGGCCGGCGGCGACUGCGACGGCGGCUGCUGCGGGCUCAGGCAGCAGGCGUGGACUGGAGGGAGGGCGGCUGCCAGGUGUCUGGUGCGGCGGCGGAGGUAGCAACCCGGGGGCUCAAGGCCAAGUUCUCCCGCCCCAAGACCUCGUUGCCCCGCCCCGCCCCGGCCGCGACCUCCCGCCCCGCCCCAGCCGCGACCCCCGCCCCCUCUCGGGCCCCGGCGGUCCCCACGUCUCCCCGCAUCCCGCCUCCGCUGCUUGCGGGCCCCGGCCGCGCGGUGAUGCUGCUGCCGAUUGAGAAGUCUUUUGUUUUUGGUGGAAUCUGUCGUGUGACUUGCCUCUAUGGCCGAGUACAAGUAUUUGGAUUUACCAUCAGCCAAGGCCAGCCUGCCUAUGAGGUCUUCUCUGCUUAUACCAACUCCCUCCUGAGUAUCACUGCAGUCCAUUACCCGAUGCCUGAGAAAAGCAAGAAGGAGAUGAAGAGGGAAGCUCGCCGUUUGCUCAGAGCUCAUCUGAUGCAGGGUGACAGAUGUAAGCUGAUGAAGAAUUUUUCUCCUCUGUGUUCCAUUGUGAUGCUAGAACAUCUUAAAACAUCACCUACAGAGUUUAUAAUCAGCCAUCUGGGCUUAUCUUACGUCUUUUUACAAGAGACUCCCACUUCCCGCUAUAGCCCUGAAUAUUUAACUUUAAAGUCUGUUGGCAUCAUGAGAAGCAAGAGAAAAAAUGGCCUUCAGUUAAGUGACAGUGUCAUUUCAGCAGUGGAUGAAUUGGUCAGUGUUUCCUGUGAAGAAAUAGAUGGCUGCCCUGUCAUUUUGGUUUGUGGAUGCCAGGACAUUGGAAAAUCAACCUUUAAUAGAUACCUCAUUAACCAGUUGUUAAAUUGUAUUCCCUGUAUUGACUAUUUGGAAUGUGAUCUGGGACAGACAGAAUUUACUCCUCCUGGCUGUAUUUCUCUGUUCAAUAUUACGGAACCAGUUCUGGGUCCACCUUUCACCCACCAGAGGACACCACAGAAAAUGGUUUAUUAUGGGAAGACAACUUGUAAAGACAACUAUGAACAUUACAUUGAGAUCAUAAAGUACGUGUUCAACUCUUACAAGAGAGAGUCUCCUCUCAUCAUCAACACGAUGGGAUGGGUGACAGACAACGGGCUCUUACUUCUCAUCGAUCUCAUCCGACUGCUCUCGCCCAGCCAUGUUGUCCAGUUCAGCUCUGGCCGAAGUAAAUACAUGCCGAACCUCACCCCAGAUUAUGUGGAUGACAUUGAUGGCUUGUACACGAAAAGCAGGCCCAAGAUGAGAAAUAGAGGUUUCAACCUUCCAGAAGCAGAAAAUUUGGAAUUUAUUGACGAAGAAAGAGGGAGUCCAGUUGUGUUUUCUGGUCACAAACUGAUGUGCGUUCGAUCAGAGUUUACAUUUAGAAAAACUCCAAGAAAUAGAGAAUCGCAUAACAGAGUUCUUCGUGAAUUGGCAGUCUUGGGUUACCUUGGCAAGCUGCAGCCCCCAGAUCCAAAGUUAGUUUCUCCUAUACAAGACCUGACGCCCUACCAGGUCCCCUUCAAUGCAGUUGCACUACGGAUUAUGCACGCAGAUGUCGCCCCUACCCACAUCUUGUAUGCUGUGAACGCCAGCUGGGUCGGCCUCUGCAGGAUCCAGGAUGACGUCAGAGGCUACGUGAAUGGGCCCAUCUUACUGGCCCAGACUCCCCUUUGUGACUGCGUGGGGUUCGGGAUCUGCCGAGGGAUUGACAUGGAGAAGAGGCUUUACCACAUCCUCACCCCGGUGCCCCCGCAAGAGCUGAGAAAUGUGAACUGUCUGCUGAUUGGAGCUGUUUCCAUCCCACAUUGUGUCUUCAAGAGCCAGCGUGGGCCUGAAGGAAUGAUACCUUACAUCACAACAGAUUAUAAUUUUAGCCUUCCUGGAGCACGAGACAAAGUUGGAGCAAGAGACUCUGAGCAAACCGAUGAGGAGAAAAAAUACCUGAGAUCCAAACUGUUUAGAAAAAUUAACCUGUAUUAA
Chrysochloris asiatica (Cape golden mole) is the source of this 2142-nucleotide messenger RNA. It is a transcript of the gene NOL9, whose product is annotated as nucleolar protein 9. Gene Ontology annotation, cellular component: nucleus. The coding region runs from base 1 to 2142 and encodes 713 amino acids. The transcript is spliced from 12 exons. NCBI's taxonomy places the organism in Eukaryota, Metazoa, Chordata, Mammalia, Afrosoricida, Chrysochloridae. The record is from RefSeq and is a predicted model, not a curated record. Gene Ontology annotation, biological process: cleavage in ITS2 between 5.8S rRNA and LSU-rRNA of tricistronic rRNA transcript (SSU-rRNA, 5.8S rRNA, LSU-rRNA). Gene Ontology annotation, molecular function: polynucleotide 5'-hydroxyl-kinase activity.